CCUCCUCAUCCGGCUCAUCCCCUCCUCCCUCCAUCCAGCCCGCACGCUUGUUCUCAUCACUUCCAGCACCCACAUCUCCCCUUUGUCUCUCGAUCUCUCACCGUCCAUCCAACUCAUCCCCCCGUUCCACUCUCCACUUUCGGCGCCAUAUCCUGCCAGCCGCCCGUGGUUACGUAGCCGCCCAUAUCAGUUCCCGGCGGCCCGAUCAAUCUGGGGAGAGGAAUCUCACAUUCUUAGUCUUGUCUCUCGAGUCCAGCUGGCCUCAGGUCCAUGGUCCACUCAGCCUUCGUCCGGAUCCGCCCUCAACCUGCUAGCUCGUUUAGUCGAUCCCCGCAACUAGUCUCCUCAUCUCAUCUCUCACUCAUCCCGACGCGUUGCUCCUCCUCACCGACACUACAACAGUCCUGACGCGACUCCGUACAGCUAUUCAGCUAGUCGACGCUUGACAGGCCCCUUACGACAUCCUCGCCCUUCUUCCUCCAACUAGCGCAAGAUGAGGCCAAAGGUUCUCGAGAUCGCCUGGCACGAAACGCAGGCCAUUUACUCAUGCGACUUCCAGCCGUUGCCUGUAAGCCAGCUUAAGCGCCUCCUUCCUUCGACUAUCGAAGAGGAGGAUCGCGUUGAGAAGGCCCCCACAGCAGCUCCCGCGCGGUCAUACCGCUUCGCGACAUGCGGUGGUGACUUCAAAGUCCGCCUCUGGAUGAUCCAUCCUAACAUUCCAACGGUCAAUGCGGCCGCGCACGCCGCUCUCACCGGGCAAGAGGUUGCACCUCACCCCCCGCGCGUCGAGUACCUCGCUACGUUGUCCAAGCACACAGCAGCUGUCAACGUUGUACGCUUCUCACCUAAUGGGCAGAUGCUCGCUUCGGCCUCCGACGACGGAAACGUCAUCCUCUGGGUGCCGUCUGACCGGCCCACGACCACAUUCGGCGAGACGCCCGAAGAGACGCCUGACAAGGAGCACUGGCGGCCGCAGAAGAUGCUCCAGGUCACUAACAAGCACGUCAUGGACCUCUCAUGGUCGCCAGAUGGCGAGUUUUUCAUCGCUGGAUCGACAGACAACACGGCGACUAUAUGGAAGGCUUCCACCGGGGAAUGCGUUUUUGCGCUCCGCGAGCACGCGCACAUUGUCCAGGGAGUCAACUGGGACCCGCUGAAUGAGUACAUUGCAACGCAGAGCAGCGACCGCGCCGUGCAUGUCAACACGUUUGCGUUCCGCAAUGGCGUGGCGGACGUUCACCCUGUCUCGCGCCCGUCGCGCAUGGAGAUCCGUCACUCGAGGACGCCCUCGAUUCCAGGGCUGUCGCGCCCACCACUAGCGCGGCGAGGAUCAGCGACUUCUGAGGCCGGAUCUGUCGUGACCACGGCUUCUGAAAUGACUGAGCAGCCUUCCGCUUCAGCCUUGGUAACAGGAAGCCAGCCCCAGCCUCCCCCUACCCCCAGCUCAAUCUCUGUGCCCUCCACGCCCAACACAAGUGUGAUGAACCCUCCUCCGCCGGGGUCUGGACACAAGGGCACAAGCUCACGUCGCUCAUCCUUCUCUUCGCAGGCUCCAGGCUCGCCGGCGCUUAGCAUAUCAGCUCUCGGUCGCGGGCGCUCCCCUUCGCCGAUACCCCCACUGCCAGCCAUGCGUGCCCCUGCCCCGGCUAUCCAAUCGAUAAGCCAGCGCCUCUACGGUGAUGAGAGUGUGACCCGUUUCUUCCGCCGAUUGUCUUUCUCGCCAGACGGUAGCCUGCUUCUCACACCGGCCGGGUUGAUUGAGGACCAGAUCUACAAGGGAUCACCGCUGCUGGUGGCGCGCAGCCUGUCGCACGAUGGCUCAGGAUCCGAGAGCCUUUCGGCUCCCUCGCCUGCUCCACGACCGCGAGCCACCGAUUCGGGCAAACCCACGGUGUACAUCUAUUCGCGCGCCAAUCUCGCGCGCAACCCAAUCGCCCACCUCCCUGGCCACAAGACUGCGGCCGUGUGUAUCCGCUUCUCGCCUAUCUUCUACGAUUUGAGGACAACAGGUACCAGUUCUACCCCGAACGAGCCCAAGCACAUCACCCUCGAUGCAUCCAACCCAUCGCCCGUCCACGUAUCCCUGUCGAUGCCUCCACCGCCACCUCCGCACAAGGAGGGCGAGGACAAGGGCAAGGAUAAACCGUUGGGCAGCAUCUUCGCCUUGCCCUAUCGCCUCCUGUACGCUGUGGCGUGUCAGGACGCUGUGUUAUUGUACGACACACAACAGGCCGGGCCGGUCGCCAUCUUCCGCGGCCUUCACUACGCGGGCUUCACGGAUAUUGCCUGGUCCCCUGACGGGCAAGCCAUGAUGCUCUCGAGUGCCGAUGGUUACUGCUCGAUAGUGGUCUUCGACCUCGGUGAACUGGGCACAGUCCACCCAACUCAACAACACCACCGGCAGCUCGCAGCGAUCGCACAGGCGCACGGUGGGAGCACUUCGGCUGCAGCAACGCCAGUUCCUCACUCGCCCUCUUUGUCGACGAUGCGUGCUAGCCCCGCUCCGCCCCGCAGCGAACGCGAGUCGUCAGUGGCUUCAAGCGCGGCCGUUCCCCCGCCUUUGUUCUCGCAACAGCGCGCACCUUCAUCCGCAAGCAGUGUGGACCAGCCGCUGCCCACGCCUAGUGAGGACGAGAUGCUCGCUGCGGUACGCCGGCCAUCUGCGGCCGGCUCUGCGACUGACGACGCCAAGCGGGGUGCCGAGGAUGCGGGCGCGCCCAGGAAGAAGCGGCGUGUCAUGCUCCAGCAUCUCGGCUCGGACUAGUGGGAGGGGCGCUUGAGUGGUGGCAUACGAGUCAGACGAGCGACGCAUAUGCAUGGAAGUACUAUGUCAUUUGGGCUCCUACUCGCGCGCACAUGACGUUGCUGUAUGCGGAUGCUGGGAAAGGCAAUGGGAAUGGGAAUGGGAAUUCAACGCGGCACUCAUGACGCGCAGCGCGACGUCGACGUAUUGUCGGUCUUGUGUUGAGACACAGUCGAGCAUGUGAUGUCACCAUCCUUACCACCGCGCUCGAGCACGACAUCGAGGCACUCAGCACCGCCGCCAAAAGCGGCAUGCCGACUUUACGACACCCGGCGGUGUCGUCAACAGGUACGCGUAACAUGCCUCUUCCGCCUGCCCCAAUUCAUCAAGGUAAUGUCGUGACUGAACCAGCCACUCUGGCAUCUAUGCUCGCAGCCGGAUACUCUCCACAUACCUCUCCACAUCCAACCAAAUAUCCAUAACACCAUGCCAUG
Molecule: messenger RNA, 3237 nt
Organism: Cutaneotrichosporon oleaginosum
Lineage: Eukaryota; Fungi; Basidiomycota; Tremellomycetes; Trichosporonales; Trichosporonaceae
Biological process (GO): nucleosome assembly; DNA replication-dependent chromatin assembly
Cellular component (GO): CAF-1 complex; nucleus
Molecular function (GO): protein binding
Source: RefSeq, a predicted model, not a curated record